Messenger RNA from Anarrhichthys ocellatus (wolf-eel), 659 nucleotides. Its product is annotated as sulfide:quinone oxidoreductase, mitochondrial-like. Gene Ontology annotation, cellular component: mitochondrion. The record is from RefSeq and is a predicted model, not a curated record. The transcript has 5 exons. Lineage: Eukaryota; Metazoa; Chordata; Actinopteri; Perciformes; Anarhichadidae. The annotation marks the transcript as partial. Gene Ontology annotation, molecular function: sulfide:quinone oxidoreductase activity; FAD binding.
CAGACUGUUACACGGGCGGUGAGCUGUAGUGCUGUUCAAGAAUGGCUGCACUGUGUCGUCUGAGGCAGUGCCACUCCACAGGCAUUGCCAUCUCUCAUUUUCACACGAGCAGCCGUGCCUCUGCCAAACUGCACUAUAAAAUGCUUGUUGUCGGAGGAGGAACUGGGGGUAUUUCGAUGAGUGCGAGGAUGAAGAGGAUGAUGGGAGCUGAGAAUGUGGCAGUUGUGGAGCCCAGUGAGAUGCACUACUAUCAGCCAAUUUGGACCCUGGUUGGUGCCGGUGCAAAAACUUUAACCUCAUCAGGUCGUUCUACUGCGAGUGUUAUGCCCUCUGGAGUGAAGUGGGUGAAAUCGAAAGUUCAGGAAAUAAACCCAGACACAAAUACUGUCCGCACAGACGACGGGAAUGAAAUCACCUACGAGUAUUUGAUUGUGGCUCUUGGUUUACAAAUCCAUUUUGAGAAGAUCAAAGGACUGCCUGAAGGAUUUGAACAUCCAAAGAUUGGGUCAAACUACUCGGUCCAAACUGUGGAGAAAACGUGGAAAGCACUGCAGGACUUCAAAGAGGGCAACGCUGUGUUCACUUUCCCAAAUACUCCUGUGAAAUGUGCUGGAGCUCCACAGAAGAUUAUGUACCUAGCGGAUGCCUAUCUCAGAAAA